AUGUUGGAAGUGACUAAUCGCGCGAAUGAAUGGCAAGAUGAGAAGCAAGAUGAAGGACAGGUGAAACAUUUUUAUGGUACUGAAGGAUUGAAAAAGAAAAAGAAGCAAAUUUAUGCAAAGAUGAGAGCAAUUGGACGAAUGAAUUGGGCUCUAACUAUGGCGAGGACGUUUGUUAGUUUAUUUAAUGUUAAAUAUUAUUCUAAAUUUGAAUUUCAUUGA
Messenger RNA from Loa loa (African eye worm), 219 nucleotides. RefSeq lists its product as hypothetical. Lineage: Eukaryota; Metazoa; Nematoda; Chromadorea; Rhabditida; Onchocercidae. The coding region runs from base 1 to 219 and encodes 72 amino acids. The transcript has 2 exons. The record is from RefSeq and is a predicted model, not a curated record.